Messenger RNA from Chelonus insularis, 2565 nucleotides. RefSeq names its product major facilitator superfamily domain-containing protein 6-A. NCBI's taxonomy places the organism in Eukaryota, Metazoa, Arthropoda, Insecta, Hymenoptera, Braconidae. Bases 734 to 2440 code for a protein of 568 amino acids. The record is from RefSeq and is a predicted model, not a curated record. Gene Ontology annotation, molecular function: transmembrane transporter activity. Gene Ontology annotation, cellular component: membrane. The transcript is spliced from 7 exons.
UAUACAUUUGUAUGUACGGACUUUGUAGUGAUAAUAUUAUAUUAAGAACAAAAAAAAUUAGAACUAAUUCAAUCAGUACAAUUAAAUCUUAUCACUGUUCAGUAUUUAAACUGUUUUUUAUACCUAAGUAAUAAUGUAAACAAUGUUUCAUAACAAUUGUUAUCAAAAAAAUAAUUGUCAUUGAUUGAACGUCCGAUUUUCAUUGCUGGAAAUUAUUUUGAAUGUCAACUCACUUGGCGCUUAUGAGGACGAAUUCACUCCCAAAGCCAAUCAGAGUUCUGUUCUUGAACAAUAAAGAGGAAUUUUCUGAGAAAAUAUUUUGUAAAUAUUGGAUUGGAGCCACAUAAUAUGUGGGAAGAGGAUAUCUUGACAGACAGAUGAAUAAAGUAACGAUACUGAUAACGUGCAUUAUUUGUAGGUAAUUUGUAAAGUUUUACGUGAUCAGCUGAUAAGUAUAAGUUGAGUUUAAUUUUUUGAUAAUGUUUAUCAUAAACUGUGUAAGUAUAUCAAAUAUGAUACGUAAAUGUUCAUAGAAGAAUGACAAUUACACACAUAAAUAUUAAUCUUUUAAAGUAUAUUCAAUUAAGAUUGUAACAUCACUAUGAGUCAGAAGAGUUACUGGUUGUGGUCCAGACGUGUGAAGCCACGAAGAAGUGUUAUUUUCAAUUGCUCAUUACCAUUUGAAUGAUUCAAUUCAACUAUAUUGGUAACAACAAACCAGUUUUGAUACAUCAUGGCUCUCAAGUUCAAGAUCAACUUCCAACAGUUGCCCAUAAAGGCACACUUUUUCUUUUUCAUGGCUGCUAUGGGACCAAUUUUGCCUUUUCUGCCUGUUUAUGGAAAGCAGCUAGGAAUAUCAGCGAUGGCAAUGGGAACAGUAACAGCAGUGCUUCCGAUACUUUAUUUUCUAUCCAAGCCAAUAUUUGGAUUCUUGGUUGAUUAUUUUCAUACCAAAAGAAAAACAAUCUUUAUAGGAAUUCUAGUGAGUGGCUCUUUGGCAUUUGUGUUAUUUUAUUUCUUGCCCAAGCAGCCGGGAGAGCCAGAAAAAUACUUGAAUAUGAUUCUCAAUUAUUCAUCAUUACAUUUCUGUGAUAUACAACAUUUAUGUGACAAUCAAAAAAAAUAUAUGACUGAAAGUUGUCAAGAGAUAAGCUAUCUAGCACAAGUUAAAUGUUUAUGGCAUAAUAAUACUCUAGAGCAAAUGAUUUUGGCCUCGGUGAUAAUGAAAGAUGACUUGAAUAGAAACCCAAUACUUCUCUGCUGGAAUUUUGAUAGUCAGAACAAUUAUACUGACCACAAAAAUUUUACUUUAUGUGAUAUUAUUCCUCAAAUAGACCAUGAUAAUAAUAUAGCAUGCCAAGUGAAGGAAAUUGAAGUUAACGAGUCUAAUCAAUGUCUCUAUCAAAGUCUAAGGUUUUGGGGAUUUAUUCUUCUAAUGUCGAUCGGAAGUAUUAGUUUCAACGUCACCAACUCCGUCACUGAUGCUAUUUGUUUUGAUAUUUUAGGUGAAGGAGGUCAUAUGGGAUAUGGACGUCAAAGAGUUUGGGGUACUAUUGGAUUUGGUAUAACAGCUUUAACGGCGGGUUAUGCGAUUGAUUUUGUAUCUGGCGAUGAUGUUAUCAAAUCUUAUACUCCAGCGUUUAUUCUGGUCAUUGUUUUUACACUUCUUGAUAUUUUCUGCUGCACCAAGCUUGAGUUACCAGUGAUGUCUCAAUCGGAAAAUAUUUUUAAAGAUGUAAAAAAGCUUUUAAAAGUCAAAACUAUUGCUAUAUUUCUAGUCUUCGCAACAAUAGCUGGUUUAAUGGAUAGUUUCAUUAUUUAUUUCAUGUUUUGGUAUUUGGAAGAUCUUGCUUAUAAGACAAAUCAUCUGCAUCAAAUAAAAUUAAUUGAAGGACUUAUUGUUGCUGCAGAAACACUUGGUGGAGAAGUAAUUUUCUUCUCGUUAUCUGGAAAAAUUUUAAAAAAAUUCGGAUAUGGAUAUAGUUUAACAUUUUGUUUUAUCUGUUACUCUCUCCGUCUUGCAUUGAUAUCAAUUGUGCCAAAUCCUUGGUGGGCAAUUCUUGUAGAACUAUUUAUGCAAGGUCCAACAUAUGGUUUAUGUUACACAAUUAUCGUUGGAUUUGCGAGUGUAGUUGCUCCUCCUGGGACUUCUGCAACGGUUCAAGGCAUUGUUGCAGGCAUGGAUGAUGGAUUUGGUUUCGCACUGGGGAGUUUAUUAGGAGGAGUUCUGUAUAAGAGAUUAGGUGGGCCAUUCACACUGCGUAUAUUCUCUUUCAUAGGUGCCAUAGCAGCAAUAUCUUAUUUUCUUCUUUACAUGACGAUUUUAAAAAAUGAAAUGCCAAAAACAAAAGUGGAUAAGAAGAAUAAUGAAAAUAUUGCAUGGAAGAGACCAAAGGAUGCCAUCGAAAAUUGUGAUACUGCUGAAACUGCCAUGCUUUGAAGAAAAUUCAUAGAUAUUUUUUUAUGAUAAUAAUUUACGUACUUUAAUUAAAAUUUUUAAUAAUCAGACUUUUCAUAUUUUUUACUAACGUUGGAAUUUGUACAUAAAUACUUUCAAUACUUCGA